AUGCCCCAGGUAUACCGUCGACACUCGGAAUACAGCCAGCGUCCUGAAACUCGCCGCCGCUCGAGCGUCGCUCCCCAACCAAUCGACGCCGACGACUCCAUCGUCCUCUCAGACCUCGUGCGUACGGGAGAAGCUUCUCGUUUACGCCGUCGAGGUGCUAUGCGCAUAGAUCACGCAAGAGCACCGCCUGCACCCCCAUACAUGUCCAGCUCAAACUCUGCUCCACGGCCAAUCGUGGUAGUGCCCUCGAGGACGCCCACGCCACCCUACGUCCCCACGGAGCUUGCAGGCGAAGACGAAUACACGUACAGCGGCGGCGAGUGGAGAGACUGGAAUGUGGACGACAGAGGUGAGGGUAGCGGCGCCGCGAGAGGGGCGCAGACGGAAGAACAAAGAAGAGAGGGCGAAGAGGAAGAGGAGUUCAUGCUCUUCUGCGGCGGAGAAGAAUGGGGCCCGUCUGCGGUGACUGGGCUGCACGGGCCGUCGUUUGCGCCAUCGCCUUUGCCAGGCCGUAGUAGAUCUCGGUCGGCGUCUACUUCAGCCUCUGGACGUGCGAGCUCACAGGCGGCGCGACGGACGAACGGGUGCGGCGCUCUGGUUCAUAUGCGUGCGUACCCGCAGCGGCCGCGGGGAGUGUGGGUGGGCAAGGAGGAGGCGACAGAGGUUGUGGUCGGGCUUGACGCAUCUUAUUUUGAACGCUCGGUGGUGGCGAAGAUGAUGAAGAGCGCAUGCGGGUGCGUGCGCGAGGGAAUAGGGUGCGCGGUAUGCGGGAACACGCUAGGGACGCGCUACAUGCCCUGCCAGGCGGCGUCGGAGGGCAUCUUCUCUCGGAAUUCAGCGGUGCGCACACCUCCGGCACUGCACCCGAGCGGUCCGCGGUAUUGGCAGUGUCGCCCUCCGGCAGCGGGACGUGGGUCGGGGAGUGGGCGUAGGACGUCAGCGUUCUACGUCUACACGUUCUUUGCAGACCACGUGUCGCCGUCGCGGCCGUACGGGUUUCCUGGGCACCCGUCUCACGGGCGCGGAAUACAUGUGGAUGUACAGGUUUCGCAGGAAAGUCGAGCGAGCUCGCCGAGUCCCGCACCUGCACCCGGACUGUAUUAUGGAUAUCGCUGGACGGCGUCACCUCGGCCGAUUUCGCCACCACCCGCCGUCGACGGGGCGACUUCAUCUGCAGAACUUGUCGCAGCUCGUGUUGCGCAACCGAUGGAGUUGCCGCUGCAGCUGCAACCGCUGACACCACUGCCUAUGGCGCGGGCGGCGUGGCUUGACGUUGAGACUAGUUCGGAUGCACGCACGGGAAUUAACGCGCAGUCGACCCAGGAUGGUGAGCAGGACGCGAGGACCGCUGGCAUGGAACUGGAUGCGGACGGCGUCCUGAGGGAAGUGGACCCCAUGGACGAGCCGAAUUCCCCUGACAAGGGAAAUGAGCCGAUGCUCUGGCCCGGACGAUGA
Messenger RNA from Sparassis crispa, 1455 nucleotides. RefSeq lists its product as hypothetical. The coding region runs from base 1 to 1455 and encodes 484 amino acids. The record is from RefSeq and is a predicted model, not a curated record. Lineage: Eukaryota; Fungi; Basidiomycota; Agaricomycetes; Polyporales; Sparassidaceae. The transcript is spliced from 2 exons.